This is a messenger RNA of Exophiala bonariae, 2163 nucleotides long. RefSeq lists its product as uncharacterized. NCBI's taxonomy places the organism in Eukaryota, Fungi, Ascomycota, Eurotiomycetes, Chaetothyriales, Herpotrichiellaceae. The record is from RefSeq and is a predicted model, not a curated record. Gene Ontology annotation, cellular component: nucleus. Gene Ontology annotation, molecular function: zinc ion binding; transcription cis-regulatory region binding; DNA-binding transcription factor activity, RNA polymerase II-specific. Gene Ontology annotation, biological process: positive regulation of transcription by RNA polymerase II. The transcript has a single exon. The coding region runs from base 1 to 2163 and encodes 720 amino acids.
AUGGCAGGAGAUUCGACUUCUUCCCGCAACCGUGUAAGCCCUGCAAGACGCGGUGCGAAGCGUGGGUCCAAGGUUUUCAGCGGCUGCUGGACGUGCAGGGACCGGCGAGUCAAAUGUGAUGAACUUCGACCGAGUUGCAGGAGAUGCGACGGUGCAGGUUUCCAGUGCCAGGGCUACGACAUCAGACUGGUAUGGAAAGGCCCUUUGGGAACUAAGGGACAACCAAGGUCCCCUUCCCUAAUACGACCCCCCUCCCUCUCACCGUCACGCUCUUUCUCUCCAGCAUCUGUCAUACUUCAAGACGAGAAACCCCGGUAUGCUCAAAGGUCCAAUCUUGUGAUAUCCCAACCAGCAUCCAAACCCUCAGCCUUGUCAAGAGCUGAGGUUUCUUCUAUUCAAACUCAUCUCAAGGAUUCAAGAAUCCGCACGCCCAAGUCCUCUUCUUCCACCGGUGGACUAUUCUCCGUUUUCCGCACUACCAGUUUCCCGGCUUCCGCUGAUGCAGUGGACGAUACAACACCCUCCAAGGUUCUUGUAUCGGAAGAGCUAUCAUCUACCCUGGACGAAGCUUUUCUACAUAACUUUCAACGCCCUAUCUAUCAACAAGAUGAACAAUCCGAUCAAGUGACCGCGAUCGGUGCCGGAAUGACCGGUUGCCUAUCAACCUUCGACCACCCUCUUAACCGACAACUGUUUGGAACAUCAUUGCAUCAGCAUGAUUCGACGAUCUUUCAAUCGAUCCUUGGCGACGAUUACAUGGCCGACGACGCUUUAAUAGGCAUGUCUCCCGCCUUCCAUGAUUAUAGCCCACCUUCCAGCUUGAACGGGUCGGAGAUAGAAUUUCUCGAUAGAUUUCGGGGAGUUUCUCAUGAUUUGACCAACAAGGAAGCUGAACAUGAUACCAGUACGGUCUCAGCAAGUCCUUUGCGCGUAAAAAGGCAUGUUGAGUCACCAUCAUCAACUACUUCUCUGGCAGAGGUCCCCCAGCGAUACCUGCCUAGUCACCUGGAUCUCUCAAAUGCCCCAGCAGAGCAAUCGGAGCUUAUCAUGCAUUUCAUCACGACCCUAACUCGGGACAUGACCCCUGUCUACCAAAUUGACAAGCCCCAGCACUCUGCACUGCUACCUGUUGCACUGGCUGGCCUCAGUUCCAAGGCUGGCGAAUUUGAUGGGGAAAUAGCCGUUUGCCACGGUAUAUGCUCAGCAGCUGCUUUCAACCUAUCAAGAUUGAAGCAAAAAGGUCAUGGGGAUCGACUGCAUCAACUCGGUAUUGAACAUCGACAGCUCGCACUUAGCCAUCUGCGGCGGAGUAUGGCUAGGAAGGAACAAUCACGAUGCACAUCUAUCUGGGCUGCAAUCUUGACUUUGCUUAUUUAUGCAGGUGUACAGGGUCAAGCAGAAGAGUGGCGGACUCACGUGAAAGCGUUGCGCUCCCUAGUGGUUGCCAACUUGGACAUAUGUCGACAUGACAUGGUAGCACAAGUAGUGCUUGAAUCUUGUCUAUGCAUAUCUAUCCUGGGGAAUCUAGACGACGAUCCGAUAAUUCAGACGAUGCUUGACGCCGUUCCUUCGACGCCGAGCUAUAUGGAGACCGCACAUGGAGUCAGUAAGUCUCUACUCGAACUCAUUCGCAGGAUCAACGUGCUCGCCCCAACAAUCAAGCCAGGCGUUCCUCGCACGAAAGAAGCCGACCAAUUACACCUGGAGCUUCUCCUUCAUGCUCCUAGCAGCCUAUCAAUACUAGACUCGCAGAUACCUUCCUCUGCCAGGCUUCUCCUACAUUACUCGAAUGUAUAUUAUUUUUCUGCCCUGAUUUAUUUCGAACGUCGGAUUCGCCGCAGAAGUCCCAUGGAGCUUCAAGGUUUCGUGGAAAGGGUCUUGGACCAUCUGGAGGCUGUCGAACUUGAAGCCAACGCAACCACGGGAUGCAUCUGGACAUGGCCAUGCUUGGUCACGGCAGCCGAAUGUACUGAAACAACACUUCAACUCCGUUUGCUCAGGUGGUUCCAAAGCAAACGACGGCAUGGAUUCGCCAAUCUGGACCUUGCGUGUGACAUCGCAAAAGAGGUCUGGAGGCGUAGGGAGCUAUGCCCUGAUAAUCCGGGUGAAGUCUUAUGGCAAGAUGUGACUACUGGGGCGGACUAUGACAUUCUCCCACUAUGA